Caenorhabditis briggsae is the source of this 4224-nucleotide messenger RNA. RefSeq names its product Protein CBR-UNC-40 (gene Cbr-unc-40). The transcript has 14 exons. The coding region runs from base 1 to 4224 and encodes 1407 amino acids. Gene Ontology annotation, biological process: cell-cell adhesion. Gene Ontology annotation, molecular function: protein binding. Lineage: Eukaryota; Metazoa; Nematoda; Chromadorea; Rhabditida; Rhabditidae. The record is from RefSeq and is a predicted model, not a curated record.
AUGGGUUGUGACUGUUACAUUCUCAUAAUCUUGACAGUCUACUUGUCCACUACACUUGCCACAACAAGGAAGCAUCAUAGGAGGUCUACAGAAAAUGAUCCACGAAGUCUUGGCUUCCAGUUCGAAGUGGAACCGCGAAGGAAUGUCACUGUGUCCGAAUCCACAAGUCACUUAUUGGAAUGUAGUUAUGUGUUGGCUCAUGAGAGAUACGUUCAGACAGUACGUGUUGAGUGGAAACGAGAUGGAGUUAUGCUUAGCGAGAGGUCGUCAUCGAGAAUAAAAGUAAUGUCCAACGGAUCACUAUGGAUCGAAGCGAUGAGUAGUGCUGAAGAAGGAACCUAUCAAUGUGCCGUUCAUGUAACAUCAAAAAACGAUUUGGCAAUCGACACAUGGACGUUUCUGAGUCGAAAAGCCACUUUACGAUUGGCUGAUUUAUCGAAAUUCGAGUUACAACCAGUUGAUAGAACUGUCGCAAAGGGACAACCCACCGCAUUCCAUUGUCUAAUUAACUCGAAACCAACACCAUCAGCGGUCUGGCUUCACAAUGACCAACCGAUAGUUAAUGGAGGAGAAUACCACAUUUUACCAGUUUCAAACACGCUUGAAAUCAGCUCAGUACAGUCAAGACAUGAGGGAACGUAUAGGUGUACGGUGGAAGGAGCAGGAAAGAGAAGGAGUAGUCAAACGGCCAGAUUGGCAGUUACAAUUGGUAGGAAAGUAUCUAACGAAUUAAGUUUUAUCACCACUCCACGUCUUCAAGUUGUUGAACAAGGCGGCGAAUUCCUACUCGAGUGUCUCGUAGCAUCUCGCAUUCGUCCACAGGUUCGAUGGCUCAAAGACUCUCGACAAAUCAUUGUUGACGGAGUUCGAAUUCGUCGUGUUGGUGUCUCGUCCAUCUUGGUCUCCCGUUCAUCUAUAGAAGACACCGGACUCUACACGUGUCGUGCAUCAAACAAUGACGACUCAAUUGACCGGGCAGUAUCUGUUGAAGUUCGUGCACCACCUAGAAUCACCACUCGACCGGCUACGAAAGUUGCUGUUGAAACUGCUGAUGUGGAGUUGGAAUGUGGCACGGCUGCAGCACGUCCAGAAGCACGUGUCAGUUGGUAUAAGAAUGGUGAAGCAAUCAUCGGAAGUGAAUACUUUGUCAUCGAACCAAGCAGACUCCGUAUUCUGGGAGUCGUCCGUGCAGACCAAGCCAUCUAUCAGUGCAUUGCCGAAAAUGAUGUAGGAAGUGAACAAGCUAGUGCUCAGCUACUUGUAGAUGCUCCUGAUUCGUCAUCUGUGGCUGCUUCCUCGGGAGUUCCAAUGACUGCUUCAGCCCCAUUGGGUCUUCGAUCGACAUCUUCUGGAUCAAGAUUCAUCAAUGUCGAAUGGGAUCCACCAGUGCAAAGGAAUGGAAACAUUAUGAGAUAUCACGUCUUCUACAAAGACAAUUCAAUUGAUAGAGAGAGAAUGAUUAAUUCAUCAAGCACAUCGGCUACGCUGACUUCUCUUCAACCAUUCACAAUGUAUCUGAUUCGAGUGACAGCUGAGAAUGAAGCCGGAAUGGGGAAGUUCAGUGAUUCGUUGAAAGUUACAACAAACAAAGAGCAAGCUGUUCCUGGAAAAGUCACCUCUCUGGUUGCUACAGCUACCGGACCGGAAACUAUCGAUAUCCGGUGGAGUCCACCAUCUGGAGGUCAACCCGCUCUUCGUUAUAAAAUCUAUUAUUCGCAUGAUCCGCUGGAAAAGAGUGAGAAGGAAACAUUGAUUACGACUUCGACCACGCAUUACACCCUACACGGAAUGGAUAAAUACACUGGUUACCAAAUCCGGAUCGAAGCCGAAGGAGCUAAUGGUUCCGGUCUUUCUAGUGACACCGUUCGUAUCCGAACUCAAUCCGAUGAGCCAUCAGCUCCACCGGUAAACAUUCAAGCAGAAGCUGACAGUUCCACUAGCGUUCGUGUGUCAUGGGAUGAACCAGAGAAAUAUUCAGUGAAUGGAGAGGUCACUGGAUAUCGUCUGAAGUAUAAGACGAAGGCCCGUGGUGCUAAAGGAAACACUCUUGUCAUCGAUGCAACGUCUCGGGAGUAUACCAUGGGAAAUUUAGAGCCGAAUACUCAAUAUCUGAUUCGAAUGGCUGUUGUAAAUCACAAUGGAACUGGACCGUUCUCCGAAUGGGUUGCAGUGGACACUCCUGGACAAGAUAAGGAAGAAAGGACACUUGGUGCUCCUAGAGAGAUUCGGCCACAUGCAGGAAUCGAUUACAUUUUGGUAUCGUGGUUGCCGCCAGCAGACGAACAAAAUUUAGUGAGAGGAUACCAGAUCGGAUGGGGUCUAUCUGUUCCGGAUACCGAAACUAUUCGAGUCACAGCUUCAACAACACAGUAUAAGAUUUCUCGUCUAAGCUCUGAAAGAGAUUAUGUGAUAUCUCUUCGAGCUUUCAACAAUUUGGGGUCCGGAUUUCCAAUAUAUGAAACUGUGAGGACAUUGUCACGAGAGACUCCACACUUCUCAGAAGACUCGGAUUCAGAUGACGCUGAUGGCCAGUUGGGAUCAUCCGAAUCAACUCCAGUUGGCCUGCGUACAGAAGCAGUUUCCGGUACAUCAAUACGUGUUAUGUGGACGGAGUCUGACGAGUCGGCAUUCAACACACAAUACACAGUUAGAUACAGCACUUCAGUUGACGGAAACCAACACAGAUAUGUGAAUAGUACGGAAACAUGGGCAACUGUAGAAGGACUUCGACCGGCUACAGAAUACGAGUUCGCAGUUAGAGCCGUUGCGUCGAACGGGCAGCUCAGCACAUGGUCAAUGGCAGCAAGGAACCGAACUUGGUCUGCACCUCCAAGCUCCGCCCCCAGAGAUCUUACAGUACUUCCUGCUGAAUCUGGGGAUCCACAUUCAGCGAGUCUUCACUGGCAACCGCCGAAGUAUUCAAACGGAGAAAUCGAAGAGUAUUUGGUUUUUUACACGGAUAGGGAGUCUCUUUCGGAUAAGGAUUGGACUAUCAACUAUGUGGCAGGAGAUAAACUAUCACAUCAAGUCAGUAACCUACUUCCGAAAGCUAAUUACUUCUUCAAAAUUCAAGCGAGGAAUGAGAAAGGCCAUGGACCUUUCUCGUCAAUCGUUGGCUACACACCAUCCGGUGGUGCUAUUCUUUCUGGACGAGACCGCAAUGUUCCUCGUGGUCAUGGCUCCGCAAUGGGCGAUACUGUGUCACUAAUCGAACAACUCCAGUCGAUUUUCCAAACGAAUCCGCUUUAUCUAAUGCUGCUGAUUGCAUUCGCUCUGAUUCUCAUCUUGACACUCAUUCUUAUUAUCAUGUGCUGCUUGAAACGAUCCGGCGGCGGUGGAAGAAAGAAUGGAUAUCAAUCAGCAAAGAAAACGAGUGGAAGUGGUGGAGUUGGAGGCGGAAUCGGUGGACCUCCCAAUGAUUUAUGGAUCAACGGAACUGGAAGUCAUAUGAGAGCUGGAGCAUCUGACUAUAUGGUUGACGGUCUUGCCACUGCACAUCUAACAGCGGCAGACAUUGAUUCUCCCACUCCUCGCUACCAUCAUCUUCAAGGUCAAGGUACCCUUACUAGAAGCUAUCAUCAAAGUUCACAAAGUUUGGAAGGACGACAACGGACACCUCAAGUGGUUUAUACAGGAACAGGAAGACAUCAGCCUAUUCACAAAAUCGACUUUGACAGUCCAUACGGAUCUUCCUCGGCAAUCGGAUCUGCUUCUACUCCUCCCCUGCCACCUAUGCAAGCUCCACCUUCAGGCCCACCCACAGUAAUUGACGGUUACCGCACUCUACGUGGAACACCUCCUAAUUCUUCGGCCGCCAAUGCUCUUCGCUCCUUCACUCAACUUGCUGGUGCUACUCCACCACCUCCUCACUCUGCCACGUCAACAAGUUCGAUGAGACCGACAAUCAUUGCAGCUGGCGGAAGACAGGUUCCAGUUGGACGAGCCACAGCUCAGCCACGUGUCAAUGUGGCAAACAUCUACAGUCCGUUUGCGUCGUGCUCUGCUUCCUCGGAUGCUGGUGAUUCGGAUAAAAAGGGUGAAUGUAUGGAGAUGAGAGAGACGACGCCUGUUAAAACAACUGGUAGUGAUAAGAUUGUUGCAAAUAUGCUGCCCUCUCACUCUACAGAAGAUCUCAAUGCACAUCUGGAGAGUCUGGACACGAUGCUAGAUGAUUUACAACAAUUACAGCACAAUUUACACCUUGAUACGAGUACGGACAAAUAA